Messenger RNA from Pseudopipra pipra, 1993 nucleotides. It is a transcript of the gene GLO1, whose product is annotated as glyoxalase I. Gene Ontology annotation, molecular function: lactoylglutathione lyase activity; metal ion binding. The coding region runs from base 708 to 1172 and encodes 154 amino acids. Lineage: Eukaryota; Metazoa; Chordata; Aves; Passeriformes; Pipridae. The transcript is spliced from 6 exons. The record is from RefSeq and is a predicted model, not a curated record.
GGGGUGGGUGGGGGUGACGCGGGAGCCCCGGGGCUGCCGGCGGCUGCUCUGCGGCGGCGCCGGUGCCCGUGCCCGUGCCCGCCUUUCCCCGGUCCCCGCGCCGCUCUUUGCAGGGCGGACGUGCGGUGGAUGGGAGGCGGCAUGGGGCCGGGAAGGGUCCCGGCGGGGGUCGCUCGGCACGGAGCUGCCCUGACGGCUUGAGCGGCGGGACCGGCCUGGCGCGGUUUGAGGGUGGUGGCGAAGGGGGCGGGCGGGCCGGGCCGGCUGCUGUGAGCCCCCGAACAAAAGCAACCCCCAAACACCCCAAACAUUGCUAUUUUUUUAUUAGGAGAACGUAAUUGCAUUUCAGUGGUUCUACAUCUACCUUUUUUUCCCCUCCUCUCAUUACCUCUGUCUUCUGUCCUACCGUUCACUUUUUACACACUUAGUCGUUCACAAGCCCCCUGGUAUUUAGAGUUGCCUUGUAGCUUCAAGAAAAUAUCCUUACAGAGUUGGAGCCUGGUUUUGCUGCCGAGAUAUCACCAAGCUUGGCAGAAAUUCAACACCUGUGCAAUGAAAUAAUAAAAAUGAUGAGUUCAGGAAUUUAUCUGUAUUUAAAUUCUGUUUCUCCAGUGAGGCCCAAUAUUGAAUAUUCACAUAUCUGAUCUGCUUGCAUGUGAAGUUGUUCAUGUGUUCUACAGCCCCAUAAAAGAAUAAUAAAUGAUUUUAUGUUCCAGCAGACAAUGUUAAGAGUAAAAGAUCCUAAGAAGUCAUUGGAUUUUUAUACAAGGGUUCUUGGAAUGACACUGCUUCAAAAAUUUGACUUUCCUACUAUGAAGUUCUCACUGUAUUUCCUGGGCUAUGAAGAUAAAAACGAUAUCCCAAAAGAUAAAACGGAGAGAACACCUUGGACCUUUUCUAGAAAAGCUACACUCGAACUGACACACAACUGGGGCACUGAAAGUGAUGAAAAGCAGUCUUAUCACAAUGGCAAUUCAGAUCCCCGAGGAUUUGGACACAUUGGAAUUGCUGUUCCUGAUGUCUAUAAAGCUUGUAAGAGGUUUGAAGAACUAGGAGUGAAAUUUGUGAAGAAACCAGAUGAUGGUAAAAUGAAAGGACUUGCAUUUGUUCAGGAUCCUGAUGGCUACUGGAUUGAAAUUUUGAAUCCUAACCACAUGGUGACUCUCACUUAAUUCUAAUGAAGUAUAGUAUAUAAGAGAUGCCCACUUGCAGUCCCCUGGCGAAAAUCUGUAACAGUGUUGGCAAAAUUCUUGUUUAAUAGGAUUCAGUCAUGUUCAGAGUCUCCUCUAAAACUAUCCCCUGGGACUUGACUGUACUUGGAUUCCUUUUUUUUCUUGUCCUGUGAUGCCACCACAAUUUGUUUCCAUGUAGGAAUACUGAACCAUUUUCUGGAAGAGCACUUACACAGAUUCUCCUCUUGAACAUUGAUUAUGUUAAUAUUUCACUAAACACUGUCAAAAGAUAUGUUGACUGGAAACUCACUGCAUCCCACACUGCUUAGAUUUAAACUAACAACAAAAAGUCCUCUGUUACUACUGAUGAGCUUCAACAAGGAAGACAAAAAGAAUAUUUUUGAAGUAAAAAGAUCCUGAAGACUUCAUGCCCUAUCAUGUAUACUAGAAUGUAUAAAUAAUAAAAUGUCAGAUGAACUUUGACUUAAGUAGUAGCAUGUUUAUCGAAGUUCUAAUCUUAUAUUAUAUUAGGCAAACCUCUUUAAGGAGCAGCCUUAAACAGUCUUGAAACAAGAAACUUUGUGGAGGCAAUCAAUCAGUCCAGCAGAAAGAAUUCAGUCUUGCAGCUCCUGACUGCUGAUUUACAGCCAAGAUAAGAGGUCUCAUAGCUGCUAACUCACAGUGACCCUUCUUGUCUCUUUCAACACUAUGAAGAACUUGCUCAUAAUUUUUGUUUCAGUGCAAGGCUGGGGCUGUAUUUAACUUUAAUGCUCUGUACAUUCUGCAUUGGGAAAUUAAUAAAAAUAGUAUCUGAAACAACA